AAACCUAGUUCGAAAAACAUUGCAAACAUGGAGAUGGCUAGAAAAACCUGGGAGUUGGAGAACAACAUCAUUACUCUUCCACCUAGUGAUGAAAUAUUUCGCUACGACGGCGAGCAGCAGCAGCGCAUUCUGACGGCUCGGCCAUGGGAAAAGGAUCCGAACUUCUUUAAAGACAUAAAAAUUUCGGCUUUGGCACUGAUCAAAAUGGUAACACAUUCACGUUCUGGUGGAGCGCUCGAAGUUAUGGGACUGCUGUUGGGGAAGGUAGUGGACGACACAAUGGUAGUAAUGGACGCAUUCGCCUUGCCGGUCGAAGGCACCGAAACGCGCGUCAACGCACAAUCGCAGGCGUAUGAGUACAUGGCAGCCUACAUAGAAUCAGCUAAGGAAGUUGGACGUAUGGAGAACGCAAUCGGAUGGUACCACAGCCAUCCGGGAUACGGUUGCUGGUUAUCCGGUAUCGACGUGAAUACGCAAAUGCUGAACCAAAACUACCAGGAACCUUUUGUGGCCAUCGUGAUCGAUCCUGUUAGGACCGUGUCGGCUGGAAAAGUUUGUCUCGGAGCCUUUCGAACUUAUCCAAAAGGAUACAAACCACCGAACGAAGAACCAUCCGAGUACCAAACCAUACCCUUGAGCAAAAUAGAAGACUUUGGUGUGCAUUGCAAGCAGUACUAUCAGCUCGACGUAACCUAUUUCAAAUCAGCACUGGAUCGUAAGUUGUUGGAUUCGUUGUGGAACAAGUAUUGGAUGAACACACUCGGUAGUUCCGGCCUGCUAAGCAAUCCGGACUACACUACUAGGCAGAUUUUGGAUCUUUCUGAAAAACUUGAGCUGAGCGAGGCCAGUCUUGGACGGGGUCAGUUUAUGACAAGCGGUUCAAUCGAUCCGAAUGAAAAACGAACGGAAGAUAAGCUUUCCAAGGCAAGUCGUGACUGCAGCCGCACUUCAAUUGAGCUAAUCCACGGUUUAAUGGCACAGAUUGCCAAGCAUAAGCUGUUUAACACGGUAAAUACCGGUGCAGCUGCCAAGGGUGCUGAAAAAUCGUCUUAACCUCA
Messenger RNA from Anopheles nili, 1058 nucleotides. It is a transcript of the gene CSN5, whose product is annotated as COP9 signalosome complex subunit 5. The coding region runs from base 28 to 1053 and encodes 341 amino acids. Gene Ontology annotation, biological process: protein deneddylation. Gene Ontology annotation, cellular component: COP9 signalosome; cytoplasm. NCBI's taxonomy places the organism in Eukaryota, Metazoa, Arthropoda, Insecta, Diptera, Culicidae. The record is from RefSeq and is a predicted model, not a curated record. Gene Ontology annotation, molecular function: deNEDDylase activity; metallopeptidase activity; protein binding. The transcript is spliced from 2 exons.